CACUCCUGUGGCGUAUCUAUACUCGUGUAAUCAAGCCAGAAACACGCCAUUGAACCGUAACACAGCUAUGAAAUGACUGCUGACACGUGUUUCUUUUAGCCUGGAGGUUUCAGCCAGCGUGUGAAUGCACCUGACUGUUGUUAAAAUGGAUUUUCCUCAACCGAACCUUAACGAAAACAUAACCAAGGGUAGAUUUAAGGGACACGUGGCAGUGGUGACUGGCGGAGCGUCUGGUAUUGGGAGGGAGUGCGUCAGGCGAUUUGCCAACGACGGAGCCUCGGUUGCAUUCUUGGACAUCAACAAAGACAGAGGUCGCGAGUACGAGGCAGAGGCACAGAGCGAGGGACACGACGUGACGUUUUUUAACGUUGACGUGACUGAUAGAAAGCUGUGUUUUGCGACCCUUAAUGCCAUAGCGCAACAGCAUGGCGGUAGCAUUAACUACCUUGUAAACUGUGCCGCCUGUUUUAUUUACAAAGGUCUAGAAGCCACGAAGGACGACUGGGAAAGGGUACUAGCAGUUAACGUGGAGGGGUAUGCUAACAUGGUACAGGCUUGUCAUCCUCACAUGAAGAAAGCUCCUGCCGGUGACAGGUGCGUCGUCAACAUAGCAAGUGGCAGCGCGUUUGUGACUCAACCUAACAAUUGGGUUUACCAGUCCUCUAAAGGGGCAGAGGUGGAGAUGUCCAAAUCUAUGGCCGUCAGUCUGGCCCGGGAUGGUAUACGGGUUGUUUCUGUGUCACCAGGAACGAUUUGGACCUCAUUGACCGCAAAUAUUGUCGACCACGAUAAAGAACUUGCCCAAUCCAUCUGGGGAAAGUCGCCCAUGUUACGUCGGUGUGGGGAGAGCGCCGAGGUAGCCGCCGUAGUCGCGUUUCUCUGCAGCAGGGACGCAGGGUUUAUCACGGGGACGGACGUCAAGGUGGAUGGUGGGUACACGGCUAUCGGGCCAGAUGGACACUCGGACGCUGUUGGACGGAAACAGACACUCCAUUCCAAGAGCACCUGUUGA
Messenger RNA from Lingula anatina, 1012 nucleotides. RefSeq lists its product as uncharacterized. The record is from RefSeq and is a predicted model, not a curated record. NCBI's taxonomy places the organism in Eukaryota, Metazoa, Brachiopoda, Lingulata, Lingulida, Lingulidae.